AUGAAAUUGCAAAUCCUACCGACGCGCUUCUUGCCGGUCUUUCUGGCGCUUUUCUUCGAGGUGGAAGAGCGGUUUCGGCUGCUUGAGCUUGAAGAGCGGCUGCCGCUCUUCAAGCUCCUCACCUCACAAUUGCACGGAAAAGCGGCAGCAACUCUUCAGGCUCAAGCAGCCGAAACCGCUCUUCCACCUCGAAGAAAAGCGCCAGAAAGGCCGGCAAGAAGCGCGUCGGCUCAAGCAGCCGAAACCGCCCCUCCACCUCGAAGAAAAGCGCCAGAAAGACCGGCAAGAAGCGCGUCGCAAAGAUUCCCAGCCUAUCGCGAAGUCGGAGUCCUGGAUCCUCGAGUGCACAGACAUACUGCCCACCGUUCCCGCAGCCGUUCCACUUCAUCUCGGCUCAACUCGGCGCCAAACCGUUCUAUCCCAUUUAUUGGAUGGAAAAGCGGCAGCAACUCUUCAGGCUCAAGCAGCCGAAACAGCCCCUCCACCUCGAAGAAAAGCGCCAGAAAGACCGGCAAGAAGCGCGUCGCAGCAAUUACUCCAAACCUAACGCCAAGUCGGACGAGUCCUGGAUCCUCGAGUCCCCCGACACAGCAAUUUUUCUUUUCUCAUCGACGGAGCUCGACCCCCAUUGGAUGCUACCGACCUUUGCCCAACCCCUCCAUCAGUCAAAUCACUCCUUUGCCGGCCGGUCAGCACUACAACUUUCGUCCUCGUCCACCCAAACAGCAACAAAGCAACAACGUCCAUAUGAUGCACAAAAAGAAG
Molecule: messenger RNA, 765 nt
Organism: Mesorhabditis belari
Lineage: Eukaryota; Metazoa; Nematoda; Chromadorea; Rhabditida; Rhabditidae
Source: the annotation of a GenBank genome assembly